Drosophila arizonae is the source of this 1900-nucleotide messenger RNA. It is a transcript of the gene Surf6, whose product is annotated as Surfeit locus protein 6. Lineage: Eukaryota; Metazoa; Arthropoda; Insecta; Diptera; Drosophilidae. Gene Ontology annotation, molecular function: RNA binding; DNA binding. The record is from RefSeq and is a predicted model, not a curated record. Gene Ontology annotation, biological process: ribosomal large subunit biogenesis; ribosomal small subunit biogenesis. Gene Ontology annotation, cellular component: nucleolus.
GCACGUGUGAAGUCAAAGUUAAUUUUUUUUUUGACAACAUUGAAUUUUACUCAAAUUUCCAAUGGAAUAUUUUGACGCUGAAUACGCUGUGGAAAGCAUUCGGGAAAAAUAUAACAAAGAACAUGGCAUAAAAGAUUGCAGGGAAGAAGACGAUUACACAAAAAGAAAACGGUUUGAGAAACAGGUAUAUCGCCUGUUGAUAAUGCACAAUGUGCCUUAUUCUAAAAAAAAUGAAAAAGAAACAUUUGAGGAGUAUCUGCUUUCUGAUGAUGAAAAUACGCCAAAGACAAAAGGUGCAAAGUUGAAACAUUCAACUAAAGCUAAGCGUAGAAACAACCACGCCGCCGGAAAAGAACAUGAGAUGAAGGAGGAGGAGGAUGUGGAUGAACGCAUUGCAUCCAUUAAGAACAAAAUGCGCCAGAAAAAGCGACCGACCACUGAACGGCAACAGAAGAGGCGCGAAGCAAAGAAACUCAAGCGGAGUAAGGGGGUACAAAAGCUGCUCCAAUCCUCUGCAAAAAUAAUGAAAAACGAGAAUAUAAAACAAAAUAAACUGAAAAAUGGAGUUAUCAAAACAGUAUCAAAUAAAGAUGGAGAGGAAGAGACAGAUAGCAAGUCGAAAAUUCGGCCCGUUCAGCAGAAACCUGUAUUUAACGAGGAGUCGAAAAUAGUUUAUUCCAAAAUAGAUUUUGCUGCUACUCCAGGAGCCAAGACCAAGAAAUCGCAUAAAAAUCCAAAGGAAAUACUUAAAGAGUUGAAACAAACGAGCCAACAAAUAAAUGAGCUGAAGGAACAAGGACAAAGCGAUAAGGCAGCUGAACUGCAAAAUAGUAUUGCUUGGAAGAAGGCAUUUGAUAAGAUUGAGGGCAAGAAAGUUAAAGAUGACACAAAGCUCCUCCAGAAGGCCAUAAAGAAGAAAAAGGUGGAGAAGCGGGCUGCAAAGAAGAAGUGGGAGGAGCGCAAGCAAAAGGUGGAUCAUGAUAUAGCGAAGCGCCAGAAGAAACGACAGGAGAAUCUGGAUAAGCGCAGCAAGGACAAGAAGAACAAGAAAUUGAAGAAGGCUAGCAAAAAGGGCCGAAUUAUACCUGGCUACUAGAAACUGUUUGGCAAAAAUUAGAAAUUAGAAUUACAAGUCAAAUAAAAGUUUUUUGACAAAACGAAAUUCAAGUUCUUUUUAAAUUCAUAUAUAUAAAUUUUUUCUAUAUUUCUGGCCGUAAAACAGUCCAAAUUCUUUUGUGUAUGAUUUUAGAUUAACAUUUUGAUCGGUUUAUGUCAUUGUAUGUACCACGGUGCGCGGCACAGACAAGAAGAAGAGCCCAUACCAAACAGCUGUAGUCCAAAUAACAGCUGUCUCACAUUGUUGUAUUUUGUGAGCCCAUCAUUUAAAUUCGAUUUAGUAUGAGCAACAGCAACAUCGCGUAAUUCCCAUUACAGCCAGGACAGUAAAUACGGGCCGUUUUUAUUUAAUAAGAUAUAUUAAAAACUGUCAUGGAUCUGCAACAAAAACGGUUUCAAAAAGACAUCUGCUAGUGAAUACCAAAAUACGAACAACAAAAAGAAGAAGCACAUACUCUGGCCAACGAGCACGAAACAACGUGUGAAAAGAAAUCAGAAAAACCGAAACACACAAGCACAAACGUGCACACCGACAAUCACAUAUACUCGCACACAGUCACACACACACACUUACACAUAUAUGCAGACUCACACACCGCCAAAGAAGUGUGUAGAGGCAAGCGCAGAGCGCAAUCUAUUUUAUUCACAUUUUCCACACACAAAAGUACCAGCAGAGCAGCAGCGAAAAAUUAACAAUUGCGUCGUACAACAGGCUACAAGGAACGAGAAAUAAGAAACGCUAAAGAAAAUUGUCGUCUUUUAAGAGUGAAAACAACAACCAAUU